Penicillium expansum is the source of this 1062-nucleotide messenger RNA. RefSeq names its product asparagine synthase C-terminal domain-containing protein. Gene Ontology annotation, molecular function: asparagine synthase (glutamine-hydrolyzing) activity. Bases 1 to 1062 code for a protein of 353 amino acids. The record is from RefSeq and is a predicted model, not a curated record. Lineage: Eukaryota; Fungi; Ascomycota; Eurotiomycetes; Eurotiales; Aspergillaceae. The transcript has a single exon.
AUGAACACAUCACUGCCAACAGAGCAGCCUCCUGCACUGACAACAGACUCAGUAUUCGUCAAGGAGCUUGAGUCAAAACUGCGCCAAUCACUCGAAUUGAGAAUUCAGAACAUUCCCGAGCCUCCAGGCUACAUUGCAGGGGAGACCGCCAAAACAGCCGUUCUCUUCUCCGGCGGUUUAGACUGCACACUUCUCGCCAGACUCUCUCACGACAUUCUCCCCCUCGACGAACCAAUCGAUCUCCUCAACGUAGCAUUCGAAAAUCCCCGAGUAGCAGCAGCCGCAAAAGCCAAUCAACAAAAAUCCCCCUCCUCCUCAUCACCACCCCUCUCAAUAUACGAAAACUGUCCAGACCGGAUAACCGGCCGGUCCGCUCACAUCGAGCUCCAAGCAACCUGUCCAGGCCGCACAUGGCGCUUCAUCGCCAUCGACAUCCCGUACACAGAAACACUCGCACACAGAGACCAAGUCAAGCGCCUGAUGAGACCCCAUAACACCGAAAUGGACAUCUCAAUCGCAUGCGCCUUGUACUUCGCAUCCCGCGGCCAAGGCACAGCACAAACAAACCCCUCAGCCCAACUCCCAAGCCCAGAUACUCCUCCAUCACCCCUCUACACGACCACCUCCCGCGUCCUCCUCUCCGGCCUGGGUGCCGACGAGCUCUUCGCCGGCUACGGCCGACACGGCGUCGCCUUCAACCGCGGCGGAUUCAAAAACCUAAUUGCCGAGAUCGACCUCGAUGUUAGUCGGCUCGGUUCGCGCAAUCUCGGCCGGGACGACCGAGUCCUCUCCCACUGGGGCCGCGAGACGCGGUUCCCAUUCCUGGACGAGGAAUUCGUGGCUUGGGUGCUGCGGGCUCCUGUGUGGGAGAAGUGCGGGUUCGGGCUUCCAGAGAUCGAAGCUACAGCCGGUAUUGAUUCUGAGAAGUUAGCGCUGCGACUUGUUGCUCUGCGGCUGGGUUUGGUGAAGGUUUCUCGUGAGAAGAAGAGGGCUAUUCAAUUUGGCGCGAGGACGGCUAAGAUGGAGACGGGGAGGUCGAGGGGUACGGAUGCUUUGAGCUGA